Miscanthus lutarioriparius is the source of this 1299-nucleotide messenger RNA. NCBI's taxonomy places the organism in Eukaryota, Viridiplantae, Streptophyta, Magnoliopsida, Poales, Poaceae. The record is from the annotation of a GenBank genome assembly.
AUGGCUGCAAUGUCUUUUUCAGCGUCGUUCCUGAAGGUGCAUGGUCCAUCUCAGUCCGCUGUGUUCUUCCUUGGCCUCUACUACAUGAUGGCCAUAGGAGCUGGUGGCAUCAAGCCCUGCGUUUCAUCACUCGGCGCAGAUCAAUUCGAUGACAGCAGCCCAGCUGAGAGGCUAAAAAAGAAUUCCUUCUUUAAUUGGUUCUUCUUCGCCAUCAACAUUGGCAGCUUUAUCGCAGGCACCGGUGUUGUGUGGGUGCAACAUCAUUACGGGUGGGCGGUUGGCCUCUGGCUCCCAACGUUGUUCAUCGCGUUGGCCAUUGCAAGCUUCUUGAUGGGCUCCAAUAAGUACAGGGUCCAAAAGCCUUUGGGGAGUCCAAUUGUAAGAGUUUUUCAAGUCAUAGUUGCAGCUAUUCGCAAAUGGAAUGUAGGCUUGCCGCAAGGUGAUUCUCUUCUCCACGAGCUACCUCAGAAGACGCCAGUGGCAGACGGCCAUAAUGGCAUAAUCUGCAGCACACACCAGUUCUUAGUGGUCGUCUCAUCAACUGAAGAGUUGUCUGGCUCUGAUCUAUGGAGGCUCUGCACAGUGACGCAAGUAGAAGAGCUGAAGGUGAUCAUCGGGAUGCUGCCCAUCUGGGCCAACGGGAUCGUGUUCUUCGCCGUCAUGGCACAGUUCUCCUCGACAUUCCUGGAGCAAGGAAGGACAAUGAACAAGCACAUCGGUGCGUUCGGCAUCCCGCCGGCGUCGUUCAACGCCGUCAGCGUCCUCAUCUGGGUCCCUGUCUACGACCGGGUCGUCGUCCCGACAGCCAGACGCCUCACCGGCAAUGCUCGGGGGAUCUCGGAGCUGCAGCGCUUUGGCACCGGACUGCUCCUGUCGAUCGCGGUGAUGGUGACCGCAGCGCUGGUCGAGACGCGGCGCCUGGCGAGCGCGCACGGAGAGGGCCAGGCGUCGAUGAGCAUCCUUUGGCAGGUGCCGCAGUACUUCCUGGUGGCCGCCAGCGUCGUGUUCGCAUGCGUUGGGCAGGCGGAGUUCUUCUACAACGAGGCUCCGGCGUCGAUGCGGAGCCUGUGCUCGGCGCUGAGCCUGCUGACCGUGGCGCUCGGGAGCUACCUGAGCUCGCUCGUGGUGACCACGGUGGUGUGUGUCACGACGAGGGGCGGCAAGACCGGGUGGAUACCCGAUGAUGACCUUAACAAAGGCCACCUAGAUCGCUUCUUCUGGCUCCUCGCGGCACUCGGCUCGCUCAACCUGGCGGUUUUCGUGUGCUGCGCAAGGCGGUACAAGCGCAAGAACGUUUAG